Molecule: messenger RNA, 1458 nt
Organism: Wyeomyia smithii (pitcher-plant mosquito)
Lineage: Eukaryota; Metazoa; Arthropoda; Insecta; Diptera; Culicidae
Exons: 1
Coding region: 1-1458 (485 amino acids)
Biological process (GO): proteolysis
Molecular function (GO): aspartic-type endopeptidase activity
Source: RefSeq, a predicted model, not a curated record
AUGCAGCAGAAUAAUUUGCACAACACUCCGAAUCCAGCCAGUCAGCCCGCUCCGGAUAAUGCAUACGCCCAGUUCUUCCAGCAAUUAGUGCAGCAGCAGCAGCUCUUUAUGCAGCAGCAACAGCAGCAGCUAAUGCACCAGCAGCAGGAUUUCUUUCGGAACAUUAUGUCGUCUAUUCAUGUUCAGGUUUCACCAAACCCUGAAAUAAUUCUCGACUCGCUAGCGAAUAACAUCAAGGAAUUUCGCUACAGUCCGGAAGACAACAUCACCUUCGCUGCCUGGUACGCUCGGUAUAAUGAUCUUUUCGAAAAAGAUGCGGCGCGAUUAGACGAGGAAGCAAAAGUUCGCUUGCUUAUGCGAAAAAUGGGAACGGCAGAACAUGAACGUUACAUCAGCUUCAUUUUGCCUAAAGCUCCGAAGGACUUUCCAUUCACAACAACAGUCACAAAACUGAAAUCGCUUUUCGGUGCGGCUGAAUCUAUAGUCAGUAAGCGCUAUCGCUGCCUGCAGAUAUCAAAACAACCUUCCGAAGACUACGUCACAUAUGCAUGUCGGAUGAACAAAACCUGCGUUGUAUUCGAGCUCAGCAAACUCACCGAGGAGCAGUUCAAGUGCCUUAUGUUUGUUUGCGGACUAAAAUCAGAGGGAGAUAGUGAGGUACGUACACGACUGCUUUCCAAAAUUGAGGAGCGCAGCGAUGUCACCUUAGAACAUCUUUCGGAAGACUGCCAACGUUUAUUGUGUUUAAAGCGGGGCACAGCAAUGAUAGAAUCUGUACCAUCAUCAUCAGUACAGUAUAUCAACCGUAAGCAGCAGUUUCCAAAUCGCUCGUCGAGACUUCCAGCACGAAACAAUACGAACAAAAUUAAAAAUCUACCAGCUAUACCUUGUUGGUGUUGUGGUGGAAUGCACUUCGUCAGAGAUUGUCUCCACAAAAAUCACAAGUGCAAUGAUUGUGAUACAAUUGGGCACCGUGAAGGUUAUUGUUCCAGUGCGAAACGAAGUCCAAAAGCAACACACCAUAAAAUCAGACCGUCAGAGAGAUUCAAAACAAAAACGGUAAGCCUAUCAGUAAAUGCAGUGAACAGCAAACGAUACUACGUUCAGUCCCACCUAAAUGGUUUUAAAGUGCAGUUACAGUUGGAUACUGGGUCCGACAUCAGCAUAGUUUCCAAACAAACGUGGGAGAAAAUCGGCAAACCGCCAACAUCGCCAGCUAAGGAAAAAGCAGCGACUGCAACAGGGGACCCUUUGCAGCUUCUUUUCAAAUUUGACUGCGACGUCUCCAUCAAUAACAAUCAUUGCCGAGGACAGUUUUACGUAGUGGAAAACCCAAUUCAUCUGCUUGGUAUUGACCUACUAGAUGCAUUCUCCCUGUGGACAGUACCGAUCAGUGCAUACUCUAACAAAGUUGUCAGCCUCGCAAACCCUCCGAACAGUGAUGUUAGUUUGGUGUAA